Messenger RNA from Solanum lycopersicum (tomato), 2644 nucleotides. RefSeq lists its product as uncharacterized. Gene Ontology annotation, molecular function: DNA binding. Lineage: Eukaryota; Viridiplantae; Streptophyta; Magnoliopsida; Solanales; Solanaceae. The record is from RefSeq and is a predicted model, not a curated record.
GUAUUUUUGUGUAAAAUACUUAAUCACACCAAUUGGGUCGGCCAAUGACCCUCUUUUGUUGUUUCUUCUUUCACACAAAGCAUCCAUCACCCCAAUCAUCAAAACAUGACAAUUUGCCUUCUUACCUCUAUAUUUCCCCCAAUUCAAACCACUUCUCACAUGCUUUUCCUUCUCAUCAAAUGUGUUGUUCAUCAUACUAUUUCUUGUUGGCCCUCCAAACCCUUGUGAUCCAAGAUUCACUUUUUCCUCUAAUAUAUAUCCACACAUAUACUUAACCUCAUCCCCAAUAACUAUCUCUUUCUCAGCGUUUUUCUUCACCAUACUGCCACUUUGGAAUGAAAAGAGCAGCGAUCUACAGCUGUGUACCCCUAAUGAAGGAUCAUUGGCCUAUCAAAAAGGCUCUGACGUUGUCUGAUGUAGAUAUCACUCAUCCAUUCCUCACUUUGUCUCGACAACAAGUGGAGAACCACAUUGUGUUGCAUAUGACAACAGAACAACAGGAACAUUUGAGAACCCAAGGCCAAAUAGAUUUUAAUGCCCGAGAUGAUGAUACAGGUAAGAUGUAUGUGAUGAAGUUGAAAUGGCGGGGAAGCUAUUACAAUCUGAUUGGUAAGUGGGGCAGAGUUGUACGAGGGAAAGGACUUGAUGUAGGGCAAGAGAUUAAAAUACGUUGGGAAAAUGGAUGCUUCUACUUCUCGGUCCCAAAGCAGCAGAUUGUUGCAGUCCCACCAAUUCGGAUGGUUGCAGCACCGGUAGUGCAAGACCAUUGGCCCAUUAAGAAGAUCUUGACGCUCUCUGAUGUGGACACCAAUCAUCCAUUUCUCCCUCUGCCCCGUCGAUUAGUUGAGGAUCAUAUCCUUGUGCAUUGGACACCUCAGCAACAAGAACUGCUGAGGAAGGAGGAGCAUGUGAAUGUAAAUGCCCGAGAUUAUGAUACUGGCGAAGGUUAUAUAAUGAAAUUUAAGUGGAGGGGGAAUUUCUAUAACCUUAUUGGGAAAUGGGGAGCAAUAAUUCGGCAGAAGGGACUUGGUAUUGGGAAAGAGAUCAGAUUACGCUGGGAAAAUGAUUGCUUGUUCUUCUCAGUACCCCAGGAGCGGUAUGUUGCCACAGCCUCGGCAAUGGAUAAUUGGCCUAUUAAGAAGGCACUUACAUUGUCUGAUGUGGAUACCAAUCAUCCAUUUCUUACUUUGCCCGGCAAGGCUGUUGAAGAUCAUAUUCUUUUUUACUGGUCACAGCAAGCCAGAGAACAACUGAGAAAUGAGCAUCAGAUGAAUAUUAAUGCUCGAGAUGAUCACACUGGUGAUACCUAUUUGAUGAAGUUGAGAUGGCGGGGGAGUUACUAUAAUCUCAUUGGAAAAUGGGGAAAAAUCAUUAGAGGGAAGAAACUUCAGGUUGGAAUGGAGAUCAGACUACACUGGGAUAAUGGAUGCUUAUUCUUCUCAGUUCCUCAGUUGUAGCAUUGGACAACCUGUAAAUGUAGGUGAGCCACCAAAAGACUUUUCCAUUUCAACGUGGAAUGUGGCAUUGAAAAUUAGAUUAUUCAGGCGAAUGGCUUGGCAGAGCUGGAUUUAAAUUUAUCCAGGCAGCAAGUGGCUGACUAAGCACAAAAUUUAUCAGGCUCUUGAGAUUUCAAAGACAAAAUACCCAUGCUAUAUGUGAAAUCUGGUCAAAUGGAUUUUGUCUGAAUCAACAGAUUGUCUCUGCUGAGCCUUCUGCUGCACAUUGCACACAUGUAUCUUCUGUUCAGCAAUAAUAACUACAUGUUUCCAGCUACUUGGAAGUCUUCAAGCCAGUCAUAAUCCUUAAUGAGCUGUUACAACUGCAGUCAAUGUGACCUCAACCUUUUGCUUUUGCAGAGAAAGGACAGUUGCUUACCAGAUGCUUAUAAAUUGGUUCUUUCGUACAACCAAUUGGAUAUUCUUUUGUUGUGUGAAUUCCUUUUUACCAAAAGUUGUGAGGAACCUCAGAGAUUUUGGUUCCUCAAAGGAGGAAUUCAGGAAGUCCUCAGGGCUUUCGUCUAUUGGUUAGAACACAACGCAUGAUGUGUGGAUUAGGUGUACAUCACAAGUUUGAACUCUGCCACCGGCAGAAUCCUAGUAUUUAAGUGGAGAAGGGUUAAGGUACAGGCCCAUUAUCCACCAAACUUCAGACUGUGCACCAGUUGUCUCUCAAAAAAUUUCAGUUUCAACGAAAAUAAGAGAGAUUUUGGGAGCAUACACCUUGUAAAAUGGAAGGAUAUAUAAUUUGUGCAGUUGGAAACUGGUAAAGCUGGCCACUGGGAUAUCAGAAAGUGACUGCAUCAUAGGGACUAUUUGCUGUCAGUAGUCUGCUUAAGCUGAAAGCAUUAGACCCGAACACAGCACUUGAUCAAAUUGCUUCUCUAGCUGAUGAGUUAUUUGCAUCUGCUGUUGUAUCCAAGUAAGCAACAAGCUUCAUUAAAGUAACUGUUAAACGACCCACAGCUAUUGUUUGAUUGUUUGUGUUCCCUUAAGUAGUGAUUUUUCUUAAGUAGGAGAGUAUGUAAAUCUGGUGACUUGUACAGUUUGGUAUCAUGUAUGCUUGAACAUAACGUACUGAUAUUUUGAGAAAACUAAGGACAACUUCUCUAAGCUUGAAAUGGGAAAGGGAAGUGGCUUAAAACAUA